CUGUACAAGUCGACUUGAUACUGUUGUUUGCUUCUUUGAUCAACGAUACACUUUACCGACAUUCUGUUCGCAAUGGAGGACAAGAUCAACUCUGAAAACACUGCAGUUUCUGAGAACCCAUCGUUGGGCUCCAGCCCGGCGAAAAAGGCAGCAAAAUCGAAGGCGAAAUCUCAGCGUUCAAAGUCGUCGCAUCUUCCGACCUCCGAGAUGGUGAAUGCUGCCAUCAAAGAGCUGAAAGAUCGCAAAGGUUCGUCCCUUCAAGCCAUCAAGAAGUACAUAUCGACCACUUACAAAAUCGAUGGUGACAAAUUGGCUCCUUUCAUCAAGCGUUAUCUGAAGACAGCGUUGACAUCUGGCGCUGUUGUACAGACUAGUGGCAAAGGUGCUUCUGGAUCUUUCAAACUCUCGAUCAACUCGUCUACUGUUAAGGCUAAAGGGCAAAGUCCACGCAAGAAGCCUGUGAAGAGAGCUGAAGUCGCUAAAAUGGCUGUCAAAAAGUCGGUGGUCGCGAGGUCUCUCGGGAAAAAAUCUGCUGCACUGAAAAAAAAUACGAAAACUCUUUCCGCCAUCAAAAUAAAAUCAGAAUCGAAAACUAUUUCCAAAGGUAAGAAAAUUAUCAAAGGACCUACCGCUAGAACUAAAGCACCGAAACCGAAAAAGGUGAUCGUUCGUAAACCAGGAAAAAUUGGAAAGAAGUAAAUUCCUGAUUAUUAUCUAAAAACAUUCCAAAUGGCCCUUUUCAGGGCCACCAAAGUUUUUACAACGUGGAGCAAUGUUAUAAUUCAAAUAAAAUUCUAAUGUUAGGACAUAUUGCCAGGUAACAACAAUUUUGUGAAGUUGAUAAAUCUCUCUUCUUUCUUAAUGAUUCAAUAAUUUUCUAUGAAGCAGUCUUUUUUAAGCGAAAACAAGAAAUUUGGGAAUGAAAACGUCAGUGUACGGUAAGGAAUAGUCGAGAUAGUCGAUGUUGUAUUUAAAUUUCACGUCACGUAACAAUAUUCCGCGAGAUUAUAACACUUCUACGACAUAGGAAGACGAAAUAAAAUAUUGUAAGUGCAUAAAAUAUACUAUAAAAUUAUGAUCACUAACAUUUUAACACGCAUUGGAAUUUUUAUUACUAAAAAAUAUAUGAAUGUGAAGGGA
This is a messenger RNA of Megalopta genalis, 1140 nucleotides long. RefSeq names its product histone H1-I. The record is from RefSeq and is a predicted model, not a curated record. Gene Ontology annotation, cellular component: nucleosome; nucleus. Lineage: Eukaryota; Metazoa; Arthropoda; Insecta; Hymenoptera; Halictidae. Gene Ontology annotation, molecular function: structural constituent of chromatin; double-stranded DNA binding; nucleosomal DNA binding. Gene Ontology annotation, biological process: chromosome condensation; nucleosome assembly; negative regulation of DNA recombination.